AUGGUUCUCUCCGACCUCGGCAGGCGCAUCAAUAGCGCCUUCCAGGACCUCUCUAAGGUCCCCAUCGUCGACGCAGCCUCGAUCGACCAGCUUCUCAAAUCAGUAUGCAACGCACUCAUCGAGGCCGACGUCAACGUCAAACUCGUUGCCAACUUGCGCUCUCAGGUCAAAAAUCAGGUCACCGCCUUACUCAACGACAAGGCCAAUGCCAACUGGUCCGAUGCACAGCGUCGUCAGCGUGUCCAGAAAGCCGUCUUUGACCACCUCGUAGCGCUUGUCGAUCCGCUUCACGGCCAGACCAAGACCGACGCCGAGUCCGGUGCCGUUGUCGCUGCGGGCAAUGCAGGCCCAGGCGACAUCUUCAAGCCCAAAAAGGGCAAGCCCAAUGUAAUCAUGUUUGUCGGUCUACAGGGUUCCGGUAAAACUACAUCGUGCACCAAGCUCGCCCUUUACUACCAAAAGCGCGGCUUCAAGACCGGUCUCGUCUGUGCCGACACCUUCCGUGCGGGCGCUUUCGACCAGCUCAAGCAGAAUGCUAGCAAGAUCAAUGUCCCCUUCUACGGAAGCUACACCGAAACCGACCCUGUCGCCAUCUCGGCUGCGGGUGUAGCUAGCUUCAAGCAGAACCGCUUCGAAGUCAUCAUCGUCGACACUUCCGGUCGCCACAAGCAGGAGCAGGAGCUGUUCGACGAGAUGCGCGAGAUCGACGCCGCCGUCACGCCCGACCUCACCAUCAUGGUCCUCGACGCCAACAUCGGUCAGGCAGCCGAGGCUCAGUCGCGCGCAUUCAAAGAUGCCGCCGGCUACGGUGCCAUCAUCGUCACCAAGCUCGACGGCCACGCCAAGGGCGGUGGUGCCAUCUCGGCCGUCGCCGCCACCUCAACGCCCAUCAUGUUUAUCGGUACCGGAGAACACGCUGCCGAUCUCGAACCGUUCCGCGCUCAGCCGUUCAUCUCCAAGCUGCUAGGUAUGGGCGACAUGAGCGGGCUAAUGGACAAGAUGGAAGAGAUGCAGAUGAACGGCGGACAGGAGCGACAGCGCGAGAUGCUCAAGAAGAUCGAGCAGGGCGGUGUUUUCAGUAUCCGCGACUGGAGGGAGCAGCUUUCCAACAUUAUGGGCAUGGGUCCUCUCAGCAAGAUUGCGGGCAUGAUUCCGGGUAUGGGACAGAUGCUGAGUGGCGCAGGCGGAGACGACGAGGCCGCGGGGAGCAAGAUGAAGCGCAUGAUGUUUAUCACCGAUGCCAUGACAGCCGAGGAGCUCGAUAGCGACGGCCGACUGUUCACUACUCCGAUUCGAUCCAAGAAGCCCCCCGUUGUGGACACGAAGGAAGUUGCGAUUGCCGAAAGCUCUACGGCCGCCGGGAAGAGCAAGAAGAAGAAGAAACCGCAGCCCAAAGUCCGCAUGAAUGCGCGCGCUCGACGUGUGGCCCGCGGCUCCGGAACAUCCGUCAAGGAAGUCGAAGAGUUCUUGAUGCAAUAUAGAAUGGUGGGAUCGAUGGUGAAUCGAAUGGGUGGAAAGUCGGGCUGGCUCAAGCAGAUGCAAGGCAUGGGAGGAGGCAAGGGUAAGAUGCCGACGCCGGGCAUGCUUCCACCGGGCAUGUCGCGCGAGCAGGUUAUGCAGAUGCAGAAAUCGCUCCCACCCGAGAUCAAGGCUCAGCUCCGUCAACCCGGUGGGCGCGAAAAGCUUUUGCAGCAGAUCCAAUCCGGCAAUAUACCCGACGGUCUAGCCGGCCUUGGAGGCGGCGGUAUGGGGGGCCUAGGCGGUCUUGCAAGUUUGAUGGGAGGCGGUGCGGGCGGAAUGCCCAAUAUGGCUGAAAUGAUGCAGCAAAUGGGCGGCAUGGGCGGCAUGAUGAACAUGAUGAAAGGCAUGAUGGGGGGUGCUGGAGGCGCUCCACCGCGUUGA
Molecule: messenger RNA, 1902 nt
Organism: Sporisorium graminicola
Lineage: Eukaryota; Fungi; Basidiomycota; Ustilaginomycetes; Ustilaginales; Ustilaginaceae
Exons: 1
Coding region: 1-1902 (633 amino acids)
Biological process (GO): SRP-dependent cotranslational protein targeting to membrane; SRP-dependent cotranslational protein targeting to membrane, translocation
Cellular component (GO): cytosol; signal recognition particle, endoplasmic reticulum targeting
Molecular function (GO): endoplasmic reticulum signal sequence receptor activity; 7S RNA binding; ATP hydrolysis activity
Source: RefSeq, a predicted model, not a curated record